GUGACUGCCUCAUCCGGGUCCUUUGCGUUCUCUCUCCCUCUCCCAACAUGGCGGCCUCAGCAAAAAAGAAGAAUAAGAAGGGGAAGACAAUCUCCCUAACAGACUUCCUGGCUGAGGAUGGGGGGAGCGGUGGAGGAAGCACCUAUGUCCCCAAACCAGUCAGCUGGGCUGAUGAAACAGAUGACCUGGAAGGAGAUGUUUCCACCACUUGGCACAGUAAUGAUGAUGACGCGUAUAGGGCACCUCCAAUUGACCGUUCUAUCCUGCCCACUGCUCCACGGGCUGCUCGGGAACCCAAUAUUGACCGGAGCCGUCUUCCCAAAUCGCCACCCUACACUGCUUUUCUAGGGAAUCUGCCCUACGAUGUGACAGAAGACUCAAUUAAGGAAUUCUUUAGAGGAUUAAAUAUCAGUGCUGUGCGCUUACCUCGUGAACCCACCAAUCCGGAGAGAUUAAAAGGUUUUGGCUAUGCUGAGUUUGAGGACCUGGACUCCCUGCUCAGUGCCCUGAGCCUCAAUGAAGAGUCUCUAGGUAACAGGAGAAUUCGAGUGGAUGUUGCUGAUCAAGCACAGGAUAAAGAGUACCGGGACCGUUACGAUUCCGACCGGUUUCGUGAUGGGUACCGUGACGGGUACCGUGACGGCCCGCGCCGGGAUAUGGAGCGGUAUGGGGGCCGGGAUCGCUACGAUGACCGAGGUAGCAGAGACUAUGAUAGAGGCUACGACUCCAGGAUAGGCAGCGGCAGAAGAGCAUUUGGUAGUGGAUACCGAAGGGAUGACGACUACAGAGGAGGUGGGGACCGCUACGAAGACCGCUAUGACAGACGGGAUGAUCGGUCGUGGGGCUCCCGCGAUGAUUACUCUCGAGAAGAUUAUCGGCGUGAUGACCGAGGUCCCCCCCAAAGACCCAAACUGAAUCUAAAGCCUCGGAGUGCUCCUAAGGAAGAUGAUUCCUCUGCUAGCACCUCCCAGUCCAGUCGAGCAGCUUCUAUCUUUGGAGGAGCGAAGCCUGUGGACACGGCUGCUCGAGAGCGCGAAGUGGAGGAGCGGCUGCAGAAGGAGCAGGAGAAGUUGCAGCGUCAGCUGGACGAGCCCAAACUGGAACGGCGGCCUCGGGAGAGGAGAGAGAGUGAAAAGUCUCUGGAAAAUGAAACGUUCAAUAAGGAGGAAGACUGUCACUCUCCAACUUCCAAGCCCCCCAAACUGGAUCAACCUCUAAAAGUCAUGCCAGCCCCUCCGCCAAAGGAGAAUGCCUGGGUGAAGCGAAGUGCAAACCCUCCUGCUCGGUCUCCGAGCUCAGACACCGAGCAGCAGUCACCGACAAGUGUUGGAGGGAAGGUGGCUCCAGUUCCACCAUCUGAAGAAGGACCAGCAAGGAAAGAUGAAAAAGUCGAUGGGGUGAGUCUCCCUAAAGGCCAAAGUGGGAGCUCGAGCCGUGGCCCAGCAGACGGAGGGAGCAGAGAGGAGUCGGACAGGAAAGAUGGCAAAAAGGAUCAAGACUCCAGAUCAGCACCUGAGCCAAAGAAAGCCGAAGAAAAUCCAGCCUCCCAGUUCAGUUCUGCAAGCAAGUACGCUGCCCUCUCUGUGGACGGUGAUGAGGAAACUGAGGGGGAGGAAGACACCGCAUAGACCUCGUC
Molecule: messenger RNA, 1636 nt
Organism: Echinops telfairi (small Madagascar hedgehog)
Lineage: Eukaryota; Metazoa; Chordata; Mammalia; Afrosoricida; Tenrecidae
Gene: EIF4B
Product: eukaryotic translation initiation factor 4B
Exons: 13
Coding region: 48-1628 (526 amino acids)
Molecular function (GO): RNA binding
Source: RefSeq, a predicted model, not a curated record